AUGCUAGUAUAUGAACUAGCACAGUCCCUUGGCUAUGACUGUCGAGACUCCAACAUCAUCAUUAAAUUAGACAUAGAGAAGGCCUUUGAUAGGAUAGAGUGGAGUUUCCUCAUUAAGGUUCUUAGACGCUUUGGGUUCACUGACGACUUCAUUGACUUAGUCGAUGCAUGUGUUAGGGACAAUCAUUUCUCUUUAUUGGUGAACGGUAGCUCCACACCAUUUUUCACGGCCAUGAGAGGUCUACGACAGGGCGAUCCACUAUCACCCACCCUCUUCAUCUUGGUCGAAGAAGUCCUCAGUCGAUCUCUCACCCGAGCAAUCAAUCAAGGACUUAUCCAACCAUACUACUCGAAGAGGGGUUGUCCGAUCAUCUCAUACUCCCUCUUUACUGAUGAUGCAAUACUCUUCCUCAAUGGAUGUGAGACAUCUAUUAGAGGGCUCAUGAGUAUUAUCUCGAGGUAUGAGCGAGUUGCAGGUCAACUCAUAAAUGCCUCAAAGAGUAGCUUCAUGGUAGGCCCUUCUACCCCCAUAGGGACCAUACGACACAUCUAG
Molecule: messenger RNA, 552 nt
Organism: Spirodela intermedia
Lineage: Eukaryota; Viridiplantae; Streptophyta; Magnoliopsida; Alismatales; Araceae
Source: the annotation of a GenBank genome assembly